Messenger RNA from Brassica napus (rape), 1010 nucleotides. RefSeq lists its product as uncharacterized. The transcript has 2 exons. NCBI's taxonomy places the organism in Eukaryota, Viridiplantae, Streptophyta, Magnoliopsida, Brassicales, Brassicaceae. The coding region runs from base 166 to 882 and encodes 238 amino acids. The record is from RefSeq and is a predicted model, not a curated record.
UGUCUCUUUUUGUGGUCGUCCUUACAUGAAACGGCGUCGUUACGUCAGAGUUUUGGAUAUUUCUUUGCAAUUAUCCAUAUCUCAUAUGACUAGAUAAACUCUUUGCAAAACAGAGACAUUCCUUGCUUCGUGGGUUGUGAAGAAAAAAGUCAUCACCAUUUUGUUAUGUGGAAUUUAACUUCAAAAUCCAAUGAAGAAGGCUUUAAAUCAAAGGGAGAAGAUGCUGUCACAGAACCGCUAAAAGCUCCUUUAGAUGAUGGAAGAAAGACAAGGAAGGAAGAAAGACUGGAGUGUCCCAUCUGCUGGGAACCAUUCAACGUAUUUGAGAAUGUGCCUUACGUCUUAUACACCAUCUGCAAAGAUUGUCUCUUAGCUCUCCACCAUGCCGUUGUGAUCAAAUCCUCAGGUUUUCCGUUACACCUCCCCUUCUUCGUUACUUGCCCUUGGUGCAAUAUGCUCUCAUUAAGGCUAGUACGCAACGGAGCCAUCAAGUUUCCUUCCAAGAACUAUUACCUUUUAUGGAUGGUCGAAACCAUGAACGGCUCUCGCAGUGACAACAGAAGGGUCACUUCAGGGGAGAGAGAUACGAAAGAGAGGUGUGAUGGAGUGAGUAACAACGCUUCAGAUGUGACCAGAGGAUACUUGAGAACUGGGUGGCUUCAUGGGUAUAUAUGUAAGUCAAUGGCUCUUGUUGCUCAUUUGUUGGCUAAGUUUCCUUUGGUAGUCAUGUUCCUGUUGAUGGCUUUAUAUGCGAUCCCUGUGAGUGCUGCAGUUCUCGGGGUUUAUUUCUUUGUCACUAUUGCUUUGGCUGUUCCGUCGUUUCUAGUUCUCUAUUUUGCUUUCCCGAGCUUAAACUGGCUGAUCAGAGAGAUCCCAGCCUAACUCAUUGUUGUACUAUCUCUCUCUUGUUGUUCCUUUGUGUUUCUUGACUUGUGAGGAACAUGAAUUAUAGAGUCAAACGUUGUUAUACUCAGUUUAUACAAGAAGAAGAAGAAGACUUUUAUUUCAAA